Molecule: messenger RNA, 1085 nt
Organism: Halichondria panicea
Lineage: Eukaryota; Metazoa; Porifera; Demospongiae; Suberitida; Halichondriidae
Exons: 5
Coding region: 132-980 (282 amino acids)
Molecular function (GO): acyltransferase activity, transferring groups other than amino-acyl groups
Source: RefSeq, a predicted model, not a curated record
UUUAAGUCAUAGAUCAUGCGUAGCGUUAUAUAUAUCAGGACAUGCUGGUUAUUAUACGUACCCAGAGUACCUGGCUUUUGAGAUAGACUACCGUAUAAAUCUUGCCUAAGCUAGCUAGCUAGGAGCUAGAAAUGACAUACAACCCUAGGUCUUUCGAAGCUGUUCCACAUCUGCAAUUUGAUAAGCUGAUUCAAAAACUGAGGGAAAAUCCUGAGCAGAAUUGGACCAAAGUUUCUAUGGUAAACACUCUCCUACGGUUCAAGUCUAAAGUGGAGGGAACAAUUACCGUUGACAGCUGGCCUGAUUUCAGUGCUAUCUUAUCCCAUCAACACUCGGAAAUGGGAUCUUUUAAAUGCUGUGUGCUUGAGAGAAAAGAAGAUCAUGUUCAAAUGGUCAUUCAAGAGAUAGCAAAAAAGAAGUGCAAGUACAUAAUGGUUGAUGAAUGGCUCGGAAAAGAUGUACAGGCAGCACUACAGUCUAAUGACAUGGCAAAAGGUCCUAUCAUCAAUACUUAUAUUGCCUUCUACCUCCCAAAAAGCUGUGAUUUCAUCGUUAAACCAAUGACCUGCCCAGAAGGAUAUGUUUUGAGAAGCCUGGAAGAGUGUCAUAUGGAAGAGGUUACAGUGGAUUGGAGUUAUAUGGAUCGUGACAAAAAGAUAUCCGUAUUCACCAAGAUAGUCAAGCAACAUCACAGUGUUGGUAUCUUCCCAAUAUGCUCUGGGAAAAUAGACAAAUCUCCGGUUGGAUGGUGUAUGCAAUAUCCAUCAGGAUUCUUUGGUCACUUGUUUGUUAAUGAGGAGCAUCGAAGAAAGGGACUUGCUAAGGUUUUGAUACAACACAUAUGCUGUUUAAUUGAAGAAGAUGGAGAGGUUCCUUUAGCAUUUGUUGAAAAAGACAAUAUAAAAUCACUUUCCCUUUUUCGAAGCCUUAGUUUUGUUCAGUCAGAUUUCCAAGCUGCGACUCUUACACGCUUUUGUUAGUCAGCUGUUUUGCAUGCAGUGUCUGUAUAUUUUUUGGCCUGUACAUUCCUAGUGUAUUAUUAUAGGUGUAUUCUUUCAAAUGUAAAUAAAUUGCUAGAAUAUUGA